AGAGAGAGAGCGAUUAAACUCUUAAACUCAAACCCAUGACCCAAAGAUGAUGAUCCCCUCUCCCUAACCAAUGAUUCUUCAGAGCUCUUCAACAAUGCCUGAUCUCAGCAACCUCUUCAGCUCCUCUUCGUUAGCACUAUCUCAUUGCCCUAAUCUCUUACCAGUGGCCGAUAUUUGUGACUCCAGUGGUUCUCUUUACCCGGUUCCAGUUCAAUCUGGAGCCCUAGAACUGGACGGAGGCAACGGCUGGUUUUGCAGUUGGGAUCGGCGGUUACGGUAUCCCAACUUGCAUAAAGGGGAGAUUUGUGCAGGGAAAAACGGUAUGGGUAUCAAUGUUUUGAGGAGGAAUUCCAAGAGAGUGGUUAGAGGGGACUUGGAGAAGAGUAGUAAGAGAGCGAACUCGGGUAAGUCUUUGGAGGAUCAUGUGAAGGAUUGGGUGGAGAAACAGGUGAAAUCUGGAGUACCUGAAAGAAAGUGUUAUCUUCCGUUCCUUGACAACAACGUUCCAAGGCUGGUUGAAUGCCGUGUGUGCCGUAAACUUAUAUAUCCCAAGGAAGAAGUUUUGUGCUCUGUUCGUGGUUGUCAAGAAGCUUAUCACUUGACAUGUGCUAAGGAAAUCCUAGGGUUCUCUACUUCAAGAAGUUUCAAGUGCCCCCAACAUGCUUGUUUCAUUUGUAAACAGAAAGGUCAUUGGCGUUGCAUGCGAUGUACAAUAGCAUCACACUGUAAGUGUGCACCUUGGCGAGUGACCUGCUUACAAAACCAACCAAGGGGGUUUAUUUGUUGGAGACAUUCUAAAGAUUGGCGCUUUGAAAAGAAGCAUGCAGUUCCGACAAGUGACGUAGAGGAAAUAUUCUGUCGUUUGCCUUUACCAUACACUGAAGAGGACUUUCAGAUUGAUUCGAUGUUGAAGGAUAUGAUGGAAAAUCAAAUGGAGCCAACUCCAUACAUACACAUCCGGCGUAAUAACUACCUGGUUAAGAAGAAACGUGAUGAUUUGGAUGCUGAUGUUGGAUGCACAAACUGCAUUACUGAAUGCUAUGAGGAUUGUGUGUGCAGGGUCCAAUGCAUAAGCUGCUCAAAGGCUUGUGGUUGCUCAGACGCAUGCACUAAUAGACCAUUCCGCAAAGAUAAAAAGAUUAAAGUUGUAAAGACUCAGUUUUGCGGAUGGGGAGUAGAGGCAGCUGAACCCAUUAACAAAGGGGAUUUUGUAAUUGAGUAUAUUGGGGAAGUCAUUGAUGAUGCCUUGUGUGAACAAAGGCUUUGGGAUAUGAAACAUAGAGGCGACCAGAACUUUUACAUGUGUGAAAUUCGGAAGGACUUCACAAUUGAUGCAACUUUCAAAGGCAAUGCUGCUCGUUUUCUGAACCACAGUUGUGAUCCUAACUGUAAACUAGAAAAAUGGCAAGUUGAUGGGGAGACCCGUGUUGGUGUAUUUGCUGAUCAACUAAUAAAAGUUGGAGAACCAUUGACCUACGACUAUAGAUUCGUGCACUUUGGACCCAAGGUGAAGUGCUGCUGUGGUGCUUCAAAUUGUCAAGGAUACCUUGGGGCCAAGAGAAAGAUCAAUAAGAGGGACUUGUGCUCUACUAAGGUCAAUAAGGUGAAGUUGUGCUGGGGUGCCAAACGCAGGAGAACGUCAACUGCAUGCCUGGAAAUUAUACAUGAAUGAUCUGUACAACAGUUUUUUUUUCCUUCAAGGUGGGUGGAAUCAUGUUGUACAAUGCUUAACUCCUAUCAGGUGUGGGGAAAACUGCAACCCAAAUAAAGUUCCAUUAGUAUCUCUUUGUUAUUAUGUGUAAUGAUUUAGGCAACAUUCAUUAAAUGCAAAUUUUCUCCUUUUUUUU
This is a messenger RNA of Telopea speciosissima, 1847 nucleotides long. RefSeq names its product histone-lysine N-methyltransferase ASHR3. Gene Ontology annotation, molecular function: histone H3K36 methyltransferase activity; protein binding. The transcript is spliced from 11 exons. Gene Ontology annotation, biological process: regulation of DNA-templated transcription. Lineage: Eukaryota; Viridiplantae; Streptophyta; Magnoliopsida; Proteales; Proteaceae. Gene Ontology annotation, cellular component: nucleus; chromatin. The coding region runs from base 71 to 1672 and encodes 533 amino acids. The record is from RefSeq and is a predicted model, not a curated record.